This is a messenger RNA of Tricharina praecox, 738 nucleotides long. RefSeq lists its product as uncharacterized. NCBI's taxonomy places the organism in Eukaryota, Fungi, Ascomycota, Pezizomycetes, Pezizales, Pyronemataceae. Bases 1 to 738 code for a protein of 245 amino acids. The record is from RefSeq and is a predicted model, not a curated record. The transcript is spliced from 4 exons.
AUGGCAGACGCAGGCCCCUCCGAAAUUCGCGAAGCAGAGAAUAUCGGUAACCGCAACGAGUCGUCUCCUUACGGACAAGGCUUCGGAACGAACCCGGCGUACGGUGGCUUCCAGCAGGAGUCCAAUCACCACUAUGGAAGUGAGUCUAUGGAUGAAUUCGCCGCCGCCCUGAACCAAUUGGCAGAUGAGACGGCCAAUCUCGGGAUGAUUCUGACACAGAACCAGAUCGAAUCAUCUGGCGAGAACGCGCAGCUGCGUCAAGCGGUCUACACUCUCUGCGCAAUCCUAGACGGAACCCGCCCCGCGCUCCAACCAUCUGAGAUUGCAGCUUUCAGCCUGUCAACCAGUUGGACGCGGGCGCCGCGUUCCGGCUCAUCGAUGCGAUCCGUGAGGCAAUGGCGCAGUUUGGAGAACCGCGUACACGCACUGUCGUCCGUCGCUCUGCGUAAGCAUUGCCACAACUGGAUCGGCAUCCUGGAACACGACUUCAUGCCCAGUAAAUCAACUAGGCUGGCAGUUGCCUCAGCGGAGACGUUCGAAUGGGGCCAGAACCGCAUGCCAUCCGAAUAUGUCGUGAAGAAGCUUCGUCUCCUGCAUGGCAGGGCCAAACAGGCCACCGAAUUCUCCUACGCUGAGGAAGCCUCUUACGAGAACUUCUCCUCCUCCUUCACCUCCGCUUUCGUUUACGAUCAUGACUCCUCCUCCUCCUCCGACGGCUCCUCCUCCAACGGCGAGUAA